This is a messenger RNA of Rhagoletis zephyria (snowberry fruit fly), 1182 nucleotides long. The record is from RefSeq and is a predicted model, not a curated record. Lineage: Eukaryota; Metazoa; Arthropoda; Insecta; Diptera; Tephritidae.
AUGACCACCACCCCAACACCACCUCUGGAGGAGGAGAGGCUGGAGGAUGCAGAGUGGUACUGGGGCGAGAUGUCCCGAGAUGAGGUCAGCGAGAAGAUGCGCGACAAGCCGGAGGGCGCCUUUCUGGUGCGUGAUUCCACUAGUAAAAAGUUUGGCGAGUACACGCUGACGCUGCGCAAAAGCGGCACCAACAAGCUGAUCAAAAUCUUCCACAGCAAUGGCAAGUACGGUUUCUCCGACCCUUUUGCCUUUGACUCGGUCAUUGACCUGGUUAAUCACUACCGGCGAGAGUCCCUUGCUCAGUACAAUCCAACGCUCAAUAUACGGCUGCUGCACCCGGUCUCAAAGUACUCGCUGCCCGAGUUGAAGGGCCUCGAGAAUGCCGACAUCAACACGCUGAAGGCGAAGCUGAACGAGCUGAAGCUCGAACAGGAGCGGAAGAACAAACAGUUUGACCAGUUCAAUGACGACUACGAGCGCAACUCAAACAGCAUCAGCCGACAGCAGAGGGUACUGCAGGCGCACCGGCUGGUGAUCGGCAUGCUGGAGGAGCACCUGCAGCUCAAUGACCGUCUCACCGUCGAGGUGCCGCCCCAUGAGGUGCCAAAGAUGCUCGAGCAGAAGGAGCACCUCAUUCGGAAGAUCACCUCGCUGAACAAGUCCUACCAGGACCAGGACAACAGUCUGAAGAUGAUGAUCGCCUACAAUCGACUGAUUGACCGGGAACGUAACGGCCUCAAGCCGACCCUCAGCAAACUGCGGCAAACGCAAGACAUACUGAUGCACAGGGUGGAGCAGAAGCACUUCUCCCAGGCGCCGCACAAGUCGCAGGCCACCUGGUUCAGUGAGAACUGCUCGCGAGUGGACGCCGAGAAUAUGCUCAAGGCGAGGCUCCACCAGGACGGCACCUUUCUCAUUCGCAACAGCCGCCAGAGUGGCCAGUACGCCCUGUCGAUUGUCUGCGAGGGAAAGAUCUUCCACUGUCUCAUACUUAAGACGGAUCGUGGCUACGGCUUCUCCGAGCCGUACGACAUUUUCCCCACGUUGAUGGACCUGGUAAUAAACUACUCCACUACCAGCCUCUUUGAACACAAUGACAACCUCAAGACGACGCUGAAGUAUCCCUUCUGGGGGAACCCGGCAGUGCAGGGUCUAGCCAAUUGCUACGAAGAUAUGGUAUGA